Coregonus sp. 'balchen' is the source of this 10809-nucleotide messenger RNA. The record is from the annotation of a GenBank genome assembly. Lineage: Eukaryota; Metazoa; Chordata; Actinopteri; Salmoniformes; Salmonidae.
AUGCGGAAAGGUGAUUGCCUGCCUCAGGCUGUCACCAUGACCUCCAAAUGUCACCCAUCCAGCACAACCAGCAUCCCUAGAAACACUGUCAUGCAAAGUAAGAGUACACUUCAUACUACCGAAGGAGAAGGGGUCAAUGUGAUCUGUACAAACUUCAUUGUUGAACAAAACAAAUAAUUUUCACUUCAUAUUUCAAAGAACCAAUUAUUUCAGGGAGAGAGAACUAAAAACACCCCAUGAUUGACAUUGCACAUUACCUCACUGAUAAGGUUACUGUGACAUUGCAGUAAAUGUUCUGUUCGUGCUGACACCAUGUGCAGAUGGUAACAAAAUUAGGCCAAAGUUAAAACAUCAUCACCACAUAAACACAUCCACCAAAAGAACAGCUGAGAGGGAGUGAGAGGCACUUUCUGUUGUGUAGGGGUAAUUAUACCCUGCGACCAACCAACCAUCUCAUCUGCCCUGGCAGUUGGCAAAGAAAGGUAGUUUUGUGUUGGCCGUUGACAAGUCACUAUAGAGUCACAGGUUGACAGGCGCGCUGUGCACACUUCCACGAGUGGCAAACAACGUGACAGAGUUGAGAGCAAGGAAAGUUGUAGAUAUAAGCUGUCCUCUCCCCCUUAUAGUACAGUACGACUUGUCGCUGUAUUCAGGGUUCCUGUAGGGUGACUAGAGUCACUAUCUCCACCCACUCCAAGUAUUAGACAUGUUGAUAGAUGACACACUUAGAAAGCCCUGGUUACUCACUGCUCGUUCCUGAGGUUACAGGGAUGUAUUAGAGGGAUGGAUGAGUGUCGUGAGCUUCCCUUGACUAACGUCUGCCACGGCCACUGAUUACAAAAGGAUCAGGACCUCUUGAUGGAGUCCUGAGGACCACAAUUAUCCUUACACAGUCUCAGUUUUCCUGUGUUACAGAGCUUGUGUUGUAAGACACAUGAACUGAAGCAUUAUUUUCCUAGAAGAUGCAAAAUAUUGAACACGUCAUGAGAGUGUCAUGAUUGUUAGAAUGCUGUGACUCAGCAAGACUUAACCAUGGGCAUAUUCAUGUGCACUCAAAACCUGCUGAAUCAUAGGUUUAGGUGCUGUAUGGCAGUAUCAAACAGUUGUCUUAUUCAGCAGUUUACUUGGGUAGGUAGAGCUGGAAGGGCAUGUACAUGUAUGCAACAACAUUUAAAAAAGUUUACCAAGCAUGAAAAAAACACAGUUAUAUUAUAACAAGAUUUAUACGAAAAUAUAUUUUAUUUAAAGUUACAGUUGAUUUAGAGAUCAGCAGAAGGCCACCUUCUGAUUCAUUGAAUAAUUAAUUAUUCUGAAAAGAGUAAUGUAAUAUAAUCAUAUUAAUUUAUACCACUUAGCAGAUGCUUUUAUCCAAGGAGAUUGACAGUAUAGUGACUGCAUUCAUUUUUCAGUAUGUGAAUGUGAUCCGUGUGGGAAUUGAACCCAGGACCUUAACGUUGCUCUUACCCACACAUUUCAUCAUGCUUGCAUGCAACUGGCUUGCAUGCACACCUGACAGGGGCUGUGACCUCUGCAGAAUGAGCAAUGACAGAUUACUUGCAGAGCCGUCCAAAAGGCACUGCCAACCGAUCCCACAUGCAAACUUGCAGUAUACACACAACCACACACACUGGCUGUUCAUUAAGCUGCAAUAUUGAUAUUGAACCAUACGUGUUGCACAGUAGCUAUAAAAUACAAAAAUGGGAAGCUAAAUUGAUACUGAUCGAAUGCUCUUAUUCUGCCCUGUGACAUAGCAGCAGCUCUUAUAUGUCAUCACGCUUUACAAUCUAAGAGUGCAUAAGUGACUAAGUGAGUCAGAGAGGUUCCAGUCAUAUAGAACAUGGUAUAAUCUUUACGGCUCACCAAAUGGAUGAUAGGGCAUAUAGUACUCUCCCACAAAUCCGUAUGAAAUCAGUGAGCAAUGUACAGCGUGUGUCAAACUGGCACUACAGUAAACAUCUGAUCCUGCUUCCACUUGACUGGAGUCCUGGAUGUACCAGAUGGUGUGCCUUUUCACCAUAUUCUCAUUAAUUAUACGUGUAAAUAGAUGUGUAUGCACAUCUAUCAUCUAGACUGUGAUGUAACAAGAACUGCUAUACCCAUGGCGCUCAAAAUAACAGAUGAACAUAGAACAAUAUAAUAAAUGUUAUAUAUGUUAGAAAACAGAUUCAAGGCACUAGUGAAAUGUAACACUUAGCACGUAUCACGUUUUUACUUCCUAUCUACAGCUCAAGGUUUCAGGUAAAGUAACAUUGGAAAGCAUUGUUGAGUCAUUGAACAAUCUGAUUGGAGGUGCUGGUAUGCAUAGACUAACACGAUUUCAAUUCUGGGAUGCAGUGGACUGGAUAUUCUUCUACCAGCAAUCUGAAAGAGCAAACCGAGAUCCAGAGACUUUGGCUGCACUCAUCAUAAAGAGCCUGAAACAAUCAUCUUAAUAACUGGGGCUGGGCUGUCGUUUCCCACGCCUGUGGCUGGCUGGCUAAUGUGUCUAAAGAAGGAACCACACAGCCACGAGGAUCACUAGUCACGCAAGUCAAAUACUCACAAUCAUUCUUAUUUUGGCAGGCAGUCCAGAUAAGCCAAAACAUUUGUUUAAUGUAUGGGACUUUGUAUGUUCAAAUCUCAAUCUCUUAUUGCAUGUUAGUUAAGGAGAUGAGGUGUGACAGGCAGUUUGUGGUGUUCCUUAUUGUUCUGUUGUGUUCUGCUCUAGGUUGUGUGGGGUCUACCACAGUGACAGACAGCCAACCAGGGGUAGCUUAUCCGGACACUGUUGAGGACACAGGUUAUGUCUGGGUGAUUCUGGCUCAUAUCACCAUGAUGGGGAGUCAGAUGUGCCCGGGCUUCUCUGUCCACUGUGCCCUUGCCUGACAGACCACACCUCUCUCCUGCCUCCCUUCCUGGCCUGGCACAUGGCAAACAUACCAGAUUACUCAAUGCCAACGGACAGCUUAAGACGCGACAGCUGCCCCUGCAUCUUGAAUGUCUGUCCAUUACAUUCCCAGAAGUGUUCAAAGGGAGGUGACAUUUGCUGUGUAGUGCCUAUAAACCCGCUACCUGCUGUCCUUGUUCCUACUUAUUCCAUACCCCCCCCCCCCCCCCCCCCCCCCCCCCCGUCCUGCAAUGGCAAAGACCCAACAUGGGGCACCAGCAAAGCCAAAUAGCACGCUGCGCUUGACAUUCAUCAUUUAUUAAUGUGCCUUGCUUUAAUUGCAGGUGGAGAGCCUCUCACAGUGGUUAACUGUGGGGAAGGAAGGCCCUCCUGCCUCGGCCCCACACUUACUAACUCAGCACGCUGGGCUGUGCUCAAUGCUGGGGUUAUAUAACCCUGGUGACACUCAGCUGCCUGCCUGCCUGCCGCCUAACUGGGUUUUCCUAUCCUGUCCCUCUCCACACACUACCCCCUACUCCCUACUCACUACUCACUACUACCUGCUCUGCUUAUAGGCUGAGAGGGAGGAUGUGCAGUCAUUAUGCACUAACUUGGAGUGGGGUGGAGGAGGGCUUUGAUUGGUGUGUGUCUGAUUGAAGAUCCCUUCAAGCACAACCUCUGGUCUAAUCCUUGGAUAGUGAGAAGUAUAGUGAGAUGUCAUUGUGGGAGAUGCUGAACUACGAAUUCCUAGAGAUACAAUGAUUUGUCAAUGUGAAAAUCCCCUUAAUCAAGUAUGGACAAGAUUGUAUUUUCACAUUUUGUGUAGUAUUCAGUACAGACAACCACACAUUGUUUUUACUCAUAGCCAUUUCAAGACAGCAUCUCUGUUUUAAUAUAUCUGGAUUGGGAUUCAUUUAUCUGCAUAAGCAGCAAUAGCAAUGAUACAUUUAGUCUUCAGUAGCGCAGCUGUGGCUGACAUUAAUGGUAAGGUCCUUGAUAUCCACACUGUUAUUUCUCAAAAUUAAUCCCCCAGGACAAGCAGCGAGGUAAACCUGGAUCAAUGCUGGUGCUCGCAGACAAGGUCAGUGAUUGCUGAAGCCCGGGCUUACAUUUCUCUCUCAGGUUGUAUUUCCACUACUUUGAACACCUCAGUGACUCGACAUUGGUCUAAAUACUGAGGGAUCGGUUUGUGCUAGCAGCUGUCAGGAAAGUGGUGUUUCGUGCAGACUUGAUUUUUUACAGACUAAAUAGCAUCUCACAUCUUUUAGAUUUGGAGUGGAAUUUGAAGCCAAUGAUGAUGUUACACAAAAAGUCUUACAUUAAUCAUCCUGAAUCAUCCUAUGCUCAAGGCACACACUGCAUAAUAGAGAGAUACAGUGGAGUUGGAAUAUUAAUAAACUCAUAGUGUGAAAAGUAAGUAGGGACUUUGCCAAAUUAUAUCCGCAGAAUGUGACUGGCCUAUUUGUGCCUUAGAGUAGACUUGCCCCAAAUACACUCCAGCAUCUCCCUCCAUCUGGCAGCCAAUAUAAAGAUCUUCAAGCCCCGCCCCAUCACUCUCUAGUUACCACACUCAACCACCAUUAUCACACUGAGAAAGAGAGAAGAGGUGGGCCUCAAUGACCACUUUGAUGGUGUUGUUUAUGCCUAGUGCUAAUUAUACUGACAUCUUAUGGUAAUCGGGCCUCAUUUCAAACCUAAAUCAACCCUUCGAAGUUUCCUAUUACUCAACCUGGCUCUUAUGCACUGAGUUAGACAGCCAGCAGACCUGAAUUUACACACAAGAUAACAGUUUACGACUGAACAUCAACAGAACAGCUCUCCUCAGGGAGUUGGAAGCCAUUAUACCUGCUAGGAGUGGUGCUCCACAUGCAUUUCAAUUUGGAAACCUCUCCAUUUUAACUAAGUCUCUCUGUCUCAGUCCAUUUCAUUCUGAGCUGCUUGGCAAUUACUCAGCUGGCACAAACAUGCCACAACAGGAUGGGAGGAAGGGAUGUCUUAAACACACUCAUGAAUAUAGUAAUUAAACAUGUUGAUUAAAAAUAAAUUACUGUUGGAAAUGACACUCAUACAGCCUGGAUUCUGCAAUUUAGAAGAAUAAAUCACUUUGAGUCUUGAGUCUGUCUAGAACUAAAAUUCUGGUUCAAAACAAACAAAAAAGGCAACAGUGAGUCAGCUAAUUCCGUAUCUAUGAUAUAAAACCUGUUAGUGUUAUAACUAACAUAUCAUAGCGGCGCUAAAUCCUACAGCGGCGCUAAAUCCUACAUAGAACCAAAGCACUAUUAAUAUGCAAUGUCUGGCUUGGCUGUAAAUACAGAGAUGGUUAGCCGACCACAGGCUGAGUAAUGCUUCUCAUAGAUCCUCUGCCUGGCAAGUCUUCACACAAGUCACCAGUUUAGUAAUGAAAGAAUGCCCAGCCGCCAUGAAGCCUGGCAGUUAGGGUAUAACAGAGAUGUGCUUUUCCCUUGCAGAGCACAAUAUGAAACGCUCUAUCAUGGUGCUGGAAUAGGUAGAAAAUAUGUUAUUUUGAUGAAGAAGCUGCUCUCCUGCCCUGAGCGAUAUCACAGGUGUGCUUUACAGCAAACACAUCUCACUUCAGCUCACACCCUAAAGCAGGGAUGUGAGACAUUGGUUUACGGAUGACGAGGUAUACUGUAUGUGAGUUGCUGUUAUUCACUGACAACUGGAGCUGUUUGCAUUGCCAAACACAAUGUUUUCUGUACAUACAGAAACAGGUUCUUAUGUUAUGAUGAUCCUAAGGUUGGGAAUUACUACAGAGGGUCACUACUGGUAAUAAUGGCUCAGGCAGGCAGUGCUUCUAUUUACCCAUUGAUAUAUACUCCACAUUCUCCCAUUACAUCCCAUCAGACAGAGCCUUUUACUAUUCCAUCUCCCUCCAUGUCUCUCAGGACUCCCGCUCCUCCACUCCACUCUAUCCCUGUGCUACAUCCUUGGUCUAAUUCCAUUUGCCUGUUGAUACAGAUCCCAUUGGGGAAAUCUAAUUGAGAUUCUGAAUUAAAACCUGUUCCACUGUUGUGGUUUGAGACGCAGUCACUGGUCCCUUUGUGUUUUACUAUUAAGGAUAUAGAUUGUAGCCACACAUCGGCUCGAUGGCUGUUAGAAAAAAAAAUAUUUGUUCCCAUCAUGCAGUUGUAGUGCAAUCUACUGUGACAGUGCAUCAAAAUGAUCAUUGUAUAACCCGAGCUGACAUAAAGUGCUGACGUUCAGCUCGCAGUGCAAACAAGGACGAAGGUUUUAUGUGCAGUUUUUGAAAAGGUCACAGUUGAGACUUUUUCCAUUUUCAGGGAUAAUAAUAAUGUAACGCUGUCUGUCACCUUCGGACAAGAUUUUCUUGAAAAUUGAGAUGUAACUGUGAGGCUGUCUAUCAAAGCAUUGUCUCGUCAUUGUCAGAGACUCAGGGAUUAAGACUGUAGGACAGUGAAGUAAUAUUCAGUUUGAGGGAGGACAAAUAAAACAAUGACAUUCAUUAUUGAAAUAUAAAUUAUUUUUAACCUGGAUGUAAUUUUUGUAUUGUUUCAGUGAUUAUGUAAGGGAGAAGGAAUGAGGGGGCUAUACGUUCAAUGGAAAAUAAUGAACAAGUAAAAAAAUAUAUAUACAGUGCCUUGCAAAAGUAUUCAUCCCCCUUGGCGUUUUUCCUAUUUUGUUACAUUACAACCUGUAAUUUAAAUGGAUUUUUAUUUGGAUUUCAUGUAAUGGACAAGCAAGCAUCACCAUGAAGACCAAGGAGCUCUCCAAAUAGGUCAGGGACAAAGUUGUGGAGAAGUACAGAUCAGGGUUGGGUUAUAAAAAAAUAUCUGAAACUUUGAACAUCCCACGGAGCACCAUUAAAUCCAUUAUAAAAAAAUUGAACGAAUUUGCCACCAUAACAUACCUGCCAAGAGAGGGCCGCCCACCAAAACUCACAGACCAGACCAGGCCAUUAAUCAGAGAGGCAACAAAGAGACCAAAGAUAACCCUGAAGGAGCUGCAAAACUCCACAGCGGAGAUUGGAGUAUCUGUCCAUAGGACCACUUUAAGCCGUACACUCCACAGAGCUGGGCUUUACGGAAGAGUGGCCAGAAAAAAGCCAUUGCUUAAAGAAAAUAAUAAGCAAACACAUUUGGUGUGGGACUCCCCAAACAUAUGGAAGAAUGUAUUCUGGUCAGAUGAGACUAAAAUUGAGCUUUUUAGCCAUCAAGGAAAACACUAUGUCUGGCGCAAACCCAACACCUCUCAUCACCCAGAGAACACCAUCCCCACAGUGAAGCAUGGUGGUGGCAGCAUCAUGGGGAUGUGGGGAUGUUUUUCAUCGGCAGGGACUGGGAAACUGGUCAGAAUUGAAGGAAUGAUGGAUGGCGCUAAAUACAGGGAAAUUCUUGAGGGAAACCUGUUUCAGUCUUCCAGAGAUAUGAGAAUGGGACGGAGAUUCACCUUCCAGCAGGACAUACUGCUAAAGCAACACUUGAGUGGUUUAAGGGGAAACAUUUAAAUGUCUUGGAAUGGCCUAGUCAAAGCCCAGACCUCAAUCCAAUUGAGAAUCUGUGGUAUGACUUAAAGAUUGCUGUACACCAGCGGAACCCAUCCAACUUGAAGGAGCUGGAGCAGUUUUGCCUUGAAGAAUGGGCAAAAUCCCAGUGGCUAGAUGUGCCAAGCUUAUAGAGACAUACCCCAAGAGACUUGCAGCUGUAAUUACUGCAAAAGGUGGCUCUACAAAGUAUUGACUUUUGGGGGGGGGGGGGGGGGGGGGGGGGGGGUGAAUAGUUAUGUACGCUCAAGUUUUCAGUUUUUUUGUCUUAUUUCCUGUUUGUUUCACAAUAAAAAAAUAUUUUGCAUCUUCAAAGUGGUAGGCAUAUUGUGUAAAUCAAAUGAUACAAACCCCCCAAAAAUUCUUUUUAAUUCCAGGAUGUAUGGCAAGCCACUGUAUAUAUUUGCUGCACUUUGUUUAGUUUGACCUGUUUUCUAUUGAUACUUCUUUGUAUAUAUCCAUAAAAUGAUGCUAAUUCAUGAUUUCGACUGGCUGAGAGGAGCUUCCUGCCUCCCUUACGAAAACAGAUUGCAGUCAGAGUGCAGUAUAACUGCAGUACACUGCAGUAUAACUGCAGUUAGAGUGCAGUAUAACUGCAGUUAGUCUGCAAUUACUGCGUCCAAAAUACCACAGUCGAUUGCAGUUACUGCGCUUUUACUACAGUUUCAAAACUGAAAAAAAAAAUUGUAAGGGCUGUCUAUCUCAUCCUGACUCCCGACUCGCUCAAUACUAUGGGACAGCUGGAGAUCGAAUUUUAAUAUUGAAACAACGUUGCAAAUGUCGGCGAGACAGACAGCAAGGUUUAUUCAUAAUGUUAGUUUAAAAGACGUGAGAUAAUGUCUAGAUGCUUUUUAUAGUGGAGAUCAAGUUUAUAAAUUGCCUGGCUGGGCUGAUGAGACAGUGGAUUGCGCGGUCAGAUGGAACAGGGUAAAUAGGCAUUUUAACGUCAUAGAUUUAGCCGGUGGUAACGUGGAAUAGACACCGGCUGGAAUGUGGUAUUAACCAAUCAGCAUUCAGGAUUAGACCCCCCCUUUGUAUAAAGGGAAAUAAUGCACGCUCUAGAAUGCCCUUCAAGCCAAUCAGAAACAAGUAUUCAACAAUGCCAUAGUAUAAAGCCCUUUAUUCUAGUCUAUGAUAUCAAAAGGCUAAAGCAUAAAAUAUGCAAAGUACAAAUAAAAAAGGUAAUACAUAAAGAUGCAAAGUAUUUUGUAAUAUGAAUAUUAAUUAAUCAUAGAUUUCAUUAUUAAUUUAUUUGCUAAAUUCAUGACAAUCAGUAAUAGAAAUAAAAAUCAGAGGGAAACAACCCUAAUAUUUUCACACUAGGAAGUGACAUCACAUGUCAUGAAUUUGUCAACAUGUUAAAGGCACGCCUCCUUCAUAGCAUGAGAUAAACCCUGGCACAUUCUGAGACAGACAAACAUUCGAUUGACUGCUACUGUGCUAAGUUCAGGACUGUCAUCUGCAUGAAUAUGACUUCUCCACGGACAUUUGGAUUCUUUCUCAAUAGCAACAGAGCAUCGGGACCCAGCUGGGGAGUGUUUUGUCGAGCUCUGCUCUGCCGGCGAGUUGCAGAGCACAGGGAGGUAGAGAGGGAAUAAAAAAAAAACUUGUAUACACUAAAGCUGUGUUACUGUGGGAUUGUCUAUCCUUUUAGAUCAGCAGGCAGAUCAGAUCGACAGGCAUUCCCACACAGAGACCAGAGACAAAUGGAGGGAUGCAAAAAUGUCCCUCUUCCCUUGAUCUGCCUGAGACUGACUUACCCUGGCGCGUAUCCUUUUGUGUCAGAGACCAAGGCGUCCUCCUCAGUCAACCCCCCAAGAUCGACUGUGGGUUAACCCGGCGGACAGAGCCCCCUCCUCAGCCCCCCUCCCCAUUGUCUGUGCCGCCAGUUUCUCUCUAUUCCUGCUUCUCUAUAGUUUAUAUUUACCUUUGCUAAGCUACCUUCCUCUUUCUGCUAAGCUCUCUUUCUCUCUCCCUCUAUCACUCUCUCUCGCUCUCUCCCUCCCACUUCUUGCCAUCUCCCUCCCCUAGCUUCUUCAAAGCCAGCAGUUUGCUAUUCUAUCCAGGCUGCUUGCUACAUGAUCUCUUGGAACACAGCGCUCAACGCUGCUCUCUCGCUGCCUGAUGCCGGAGCUGUCUCAGAUUUUCAUCUCAAGAACGGCAGGAUGCUCCUGCACAGGGAUUGAUCCCCCCUUUUCCCCUCUCGUUCUCCCCUUCCCCUCCCCUUUCCUAAUCUCCCGCCCUCUGACCCUCACCCCCGCUUCUCUUUCCCGACACCCCUUGCCAUUCUUUCUCACCCCAAGCCUCCUCUGCCCCUCUCUGCUCUUACCCCCUUGACCAUGUUGCCAUGUGUCUGCUGGCUCCAUCCUCUCCUUGUCUUGCUGUCCUCUGUCUUAUGGGCUCAGGGAGAAAACUGCCCAACGAGCUGCCUGUGCCCAGAUCCCCACACUGUGGACUGCAGCGGCCGUGGACUCACCCGUCUUCCUGAUGAGAUCCCCUUGGAUGUCCGCAGGCUCCUUCUGUCUGACAACUGUAUCCCCCGCAUUCCCUCUGACUUCCUAGUGCUCUACAGUGACCUGGUCUACCUGGACCUGCGGAACAACUCUUUGUCCCACAUCGAGCCGGGCACCCUCAGCACCUCUUCCAGGCUGGUGUUUCUGGACUUGGGCAGCAACAACCUGACUGAGAUCCCCUCGGGGACCUUUGGGCAGUCCCGUAGCCUGAUCAAACUCCGCCUGGACAACAACCCCUAUCUGAGCAUGGUCAACGAGGAUGCGUUCCUGGGCCUCACCUCCCUGCGUGAACUGGAGCUGGAGCGUAACGCCCUGUCUGGCCUUCAGGUGGGGGCGCUGAGCCAGUUGCCCUCUUUACGGGUGUUGAGACUGGAGGGCAACCCUUGGGUGUGCAACUGCAACUUUGCCAACCUGUUUGCAUGGCUGGAGGAAAACAGUCACAAGCUUCCAAAUGGUAAGUGUCUUCGUCAGUGGGAUGUCACUUUACUUACAGCUUGCUUGACCUAAAUAAAGGAAAGUCGUGCACCAUUAAGAUUAUAUUAUUUUAGCAAAUCCUCUGCCAUGCCAUUGCUGUGUGUUCUAUUUAUAUUUUCCCAGUAGAAAGAGGAACCCCUUCCUCUGUUCUAAUUUUGGCUCCCUCUUUCUUUUCCCAACCUGAACCCACAGUGCCAGGGAGAGUAAUGAAAGACAAUGAGAGACGGGCUCUAGGGGGAGACCUUCAGGGGGAUGGUCUCAGAUACAUUUCACUACAGACUGUCUGCAGCUUCAUCCACAUCAGCAAAACAAACACAACAACAGAAAGUCAACACCUCAUGUUUAUGAUUCUGCUUGAGCAUGAGAUUUAUGUUGCCAUGGCUGUGUGUGUAGUGUACUGUCCAAGCCAAACACCUGCCUCUCCCCUCAGGCCG